AUGGAUAACCCGGAUUAUUGGAGGACUAUUAAGGACCCUACGACUGGCGAACAGGUCGUGCUGAGUAACGAGGAGGUGGACAUCAUUCAGCGUAUACAAGGUCGCAUUAACGGCGAUGGUGAGGAACAGCAUCCUGAACACGUUGACUUUUUUACCAACACGGUGAUGAUCCACCCUGUGGGCAAUGAACCCGAGCCCAAGCGACGCUUUAUUCCAUCAGUGCAUGAGCACAAAAAGAUCAUGAAGAUAGUCAGAGGCAUUAGAGAUGGGAGAAUUCAGGUUGGGGCGAGAGAUAGGAGUAAGAAGAAGGAAGAAAAGCCCAAAGUCUACGAGAUGUGGGCCGAGGGAGACGUUCCCACCAAAGAUCACUAUAUGCACAUGCCCGCGCCUAAGAUGAAACUACCAGGACAUGAGGAAAGCUACAAUCCUCCGUCUGAAUAUUUACUAAAUAAGGAAGAGCAAGCCGAAUGGGAAGCUUUAGAUAUGGAGGACAGAGAACCCAAAUUCUUACCAACCAAAUACAGUGCGUUGCGAUUGGUGCCAAGAUAUGAUGAUUUUAUUCAGGAGCGAUUCGAGCGGUGUUUGGAUUUGUACUUGUGUCCCCGUGGUCGUAAGAACCGAGUCAACAUCGAUCCAGAAUCACUUAUACCCAAACUUCCCAAGCCUAAGGAGCUACAGCCUUUCCCGAUUGCGUGUGUGGUCGAUUUCGUUGGGCACACAUCGAAUAUUGUGUCAAUAGCCACAUCGCCCAGCGGUCAGUACCUCGCUUCUGUGUCGUUAGAUAAGACUUUGCGCUUGUGGGAAACGGUAUCUGGUAGAUGCGUGCGCACCAUCGCUCUACAGACCAGUAGUGCCACUUCCAUCAAGGAUGCCGCCACGUGUGUUGCAUGGAAUCCUAAUCCCGAGAUUAGCAUCAUUGCCGUUAGUAUUGGACAGGAUGUGUGUGUAUACAAUCCGAGACUGGGCGCUCGAGAAGCCUGGGAAGCCGUGGAUGUUGUGCUUGCACGUGCUGAGUCCGCUCCAAAUCAAACUUCCGGUAUAAAUUGGGCAAAGGCUGGAGAUGAUCAACGUGAAAGGCAUGGCUUGAGAAUGCGAGUGACGCAUUCAGCAGACGUGACAUCGGUGACGUGGCAUAAGAAGGGUGAUUACUUUGCGGCUGUCACCCCAACUGCACCGGAAGGUGUGGCUAUCCAUCAGCUAAGUAGAAGUCGAUCACAAACUCCAUUCAAAAAGGCGAAGGGAACCAUUCAAAAAGUACAGUUCCACCCCACGAGGCCCAUAUUCUUCGUCGCAACGCAACGAUAUGUGCGAGUCUAUAACCUUUCAUCACAAGAGCUUAUCAAGAAACUGAUAACUGGUGUCAAAUGGGUAUCCAGUAUGGAUGUGCAUCCCGCCGGAGAUAAUCUGAUCAUUGGUAGUUACGAUAGACGUCUUUGCUGGUUCGAUUUAGAUCUGUCGGUGCGACCUUACAAGACGCUUCGGUAUCAUACGCAAGCGCUGCGUGGAGUUGCCUUUCAUCAGAAGUAUCCUUUGUUCGCGUCUUGUUCUGACGAUGGAAAGGUGCACGUUUUCCACGGCCGUGUCUUCAACGAUUUGAAUCAAAAUGCUCUAAUCGUCCCAGUGAAGGUACUGGAAGGCCACACUCGCACAUCGAGUGGUACUGGUGUCAUGGAUAUCAAAUUUCACCCCACGCAGCCUUGGGUCUUCAGUUGUUCAGCAGCUGGCGAAUUAAAAAUGUGGACAUAA
This is a messenger RNA of Sphaeroforma arctica JP610, 1746 nucleotides long. RefSeq names its product ribosome biogenesis protein bop1. NCBI's taxonomy places the organism in Eukaryota, Ichthyosporea, Ichthyophonida. Gene Ontology annotation, molecular function: ribonucleoprotein complex binding; protein binding. The coding region runs from base 1 to 1746 and encodes 581 amino acids. The record is from RefSeq and is a predicted model, not a curated record. The transcript is spliced from 6 exons. Gene Ontology annotation, biological process: maturation of LSU-rRNA from tricistronic rRNA transcript (SSU-rRNA, 5.8S rRNA, LSU-rRNA); ribosome biogenesis. Gene Ontology annotation, cellular component: PeBoW complex; preribosome, large subunit precursor.